GGUGUUUGCGUCAUGGAUGUGUCUGUCCCACCAACCAAUUAUCCGAAAUCUUUAUCCUCGAUUAUCAAAUGCCAUCGUCGUCGUGCGGCAAUAAACAAUUGCCAUUCAGUCGUCUCGCAUCCGCCGCUCUCGCACUCGAACCACCACCACCGCUCGCUGCGUGUGAGAUCCAGCGCCGCCGUCGCGCCGCCGCUGCCGCCGCCGCUGGUGGUGCCGAUGACGACGCCGAAGCCGAGCCCGACGAUCCGGAGGCUGGACGUGGCGUCGCCGGUGCCGGCGGACAUCGACAUCGCCAACGCCGUCUCGCCGCUCCCCAUCGCCGACAUCGCCGCGGAGCUCGGCCUGCGCCCCGAGCACUUCGAUCUCUACGGCAAGUACAAGGCCAAGGUGUUGCUGUCUGUUCUUGAUGAGUUGAAAGGGCAGCAGGAUGGGUACUACGUGGUGGUCGGCGGCAUCACGCCGACGCCGCUCGGGGAGGGCAAGUCGACCACCACCGUUGGGCUGUGCCAGGCGCUGGGUGCGUUUCUUGAUAAAAAGGUUGUCACUUGCCUCCGUCAACCAUCACAAGGGCCUACUUUUGGAAUCAAGGGGGGUGCUGCUGGAGGUGGCUACAGCCAAGUCAUACCCAUGGAUGAGUUCAAUCUUCAUCUUACAGGAGAUAUCCAUGCAAUUACAGCUGCAAACAAUCUUCUUGCUGCUGCUAUCGAUACAAGGAUUUUCCAUGAGGCUUCACAAUCAGACAAAGCGCUGUUCAAUAGACUAUGUCCGCCAAACAAAGAAGGAAAGAGGCGCUUUGCUGAUGUAAUGCUCAGACGCCUGAUAAAGCUUGGAAUCUCAAAGACAGAUCCUAAUGAGCUUACUCCAGAUGAAGUUAGACGCUUUGCAAGACUUGACAUAGACCCUGAAUCCAUUACUUGGAGACGGGUCAUGGAUGUAAAUGACCGGUUCCUGAGAAAAAUCACUAUUGGACAAGGCCCUGAUGAAAAAGGUAUGGUGAGAGAAACAGGCUUUGACAUAGCUGUAGCUAGUGAGAUAAUGGCCGUAUUAGCUCUUACAACUUCCCUUGCUGACAUGAGGGAAAGGCUUGGAAGAAUGGUGAUAGGGAACAGCAAGGCAGGUGAGCCUAUUACUGCUGAUGAUCUUGGUGUUGGGGGUGCCUUGACUGUCCUAAUGAAAGAUGCCAUCCAUCCAACGCUCAUGCAAACUCUUGAAGGCACUCCUGUGUUAGUGCACGCUGGACCUUUUGCUAAUAUUGCUCAUGGAAACUCUUCGAUAGUUGCUGAUAAAAUUGCACUGAAGUUGGUUGGGAAGGGUGGAUAUGUAGUUACAGAGGCAGGUUUUGGUUCUGAUAUUGGAACUGAGAAAUUCAUGGAUAUAAAGUGUAGAUAUAGUGGAUUAAUGCCUCAGUGUGCUAUUAUUGUGGCCACAAUUAGAGCUCUUAAAAUGCAUGGUGGGGGCCCUGAUGUUGUGGCUGGGAAGCCUUUGGAUCAUGCAUAUGUGAGUGAAAAUGUGGCUCUUGUUGAAGCUGGAUGCGUCAAUCUUGCUAAACAUAUCGCAAACACAAAGAGUUAUGGAGUUAAUGUUGUAGUUGCAAUCAACAAGUUUGCAUCAGAUACUGAAGCAGAAAUGGACGUGGUGCGAAAUGCGUCUUUGGCUGCUGGUGCUUUUGAUGCUGUUGUCUGCACUCACCAUGCGCAUGGUGGUAAAGGAGCGGUUGAUCUUGGACUCGCGGUUCAACGGGCAUGUGAGAGCCAGGCAGACCCUCUGAAAUUUUUGUAUCCUUUAGAAUCUGGCAUAAAGGAGAAGAUUGAGUCAAUAGCUAAGUUCUAUGGUGCUAGCGGCGUUGAAUACUCUGAACAGGCGGAGAAGCAGAUUGAAAUGUAUACCAAGCAAGGCUUCUCAAACCUCCCAAUAUGCAUGGCGAAAACUCAGUACUCGUUUUCGCAUGUUCCAUCCAUGAAGGGCGCGCCGUCUGGCUUCGUGCUUCCUAUCAGGGAUGUGAGGGCCAGCAUUGGAGCCGGUUUCAUCUACCCACUGGUUGGCACCAUGAGCACAAUGCCUGGUCUUCCUACAAGGCCCUGCUUCUACGAAAUCGACGUCGACACAGCCACUGGCAAAGUCAUGGGUCUGUCAUAAGCGUUUCUGGAAUGGAUUGCAAUUUGGGGCACAAUUGUGUAGUUGCAAAUUUUGGGACAUUCCCUUAGCUGAAUAAUAGCCUCAGUGGCUUCCUGCAAGUGCAGCAAUACAUUUUUCUUUUUGAGUUUCUUGGUGACUGUAAAUCAGUAAAUGUGGUCGAACCAUACUGUUCAGACUCUGUUCCAAUGCCCCAUGUUUCAGCUUAACAUGCUUUCUCUGAUUCUUCCUGUCU
Molecule: messenger RNA, 2368 nt
Organism: Oryza sativa Japonica Group (Japanese rice)
Lineage: Eukaryota; Viridiplantae; Streptophyta; Magnoliopsida; Poales; Poaceae
Product: formate--tetrahydrofolate ligase
Molecular function (GO): ATP binding; formate-tetrahydrofolate ligase activity
Source: RefSeq, a predicted model, not a curated record